Molecule: messenger RNA, 6162 nt
Organism: Onychomys torridus (southern grasshopper mouse)
Lineage: Eukaryota; Metazoa; Chordata; Mammalia; Rodentia; Cricetidae
Product: interferon-induced very large GTPase 1-like
Molecular function (GO): GTP binding
Source: RefSeq, a predicted model, not a curated record
CAGGAAGGAUCACACAAUCUCUGCACUUCUCUCUGGAGCAGCCACCUGUCCUCAAGUGGAGACAAAGCCAUGGCAACAGCAAAGUGCACCACUGACAAGCCUCAGCUAAGAAGCAGAAGGCAAGAUCUCCAGGAGAUGCUAAAAGAAGUGGGGUUGCCUGUUGACUACUGGCUGCCUAAGCUGCAGGAAGACCUGGGUGUGACCUGUGCCCAGGCCUUACAACACUUAGAAGAAAGAGACCUCCAGAAGCUGAAGUCCCAGACACAACAUGCAUGGGAAAAAAGGGCUCUGGAGAAGCUGCUUGAUCUCUCACAGCCAAAAAGUGUUGCAGUGUUCCAGGAGACUCUAAGGGAAAUGAUAAAGAGCAGGCAGAGGCAGGCAGGAUGGGCACUGCAGGAACUGAGGGCCUUGCAGUCAGAAGGGAAGAGCAGACAGGAAGAGGCAGUGAGGAGGAAAGAAGCAGAGCUGAGACAAGCAAUGGAGAUCCCUGAAGAGUGCUGGCCAAUGCCCGAGGUGCCCCUGAAAGAUGUCACUGAAACAAUGGAGAGACAUCUCAAACUCAUAGAACAGACAGUGGCAAAUCGUCAAAACUUCUCAGAUAGAGACGUGCUAAGAUUCACAUCUGGUGGGCUGGCCCUGCAGGGAAUUUAUAACACCUGCCAUCAAAAAGACCUGGUCAAAAGGAGAGAAGAACUACUCAGGGUGCCUAAGGAAUUCUUUCUCUUUGGAUCUGAGCAAGGAAAACGGAAGGAAACAAAAGAAUUUACAUCUUCUGAAGAAGAAUCCCUGUUCACUGAAACCAUGGAGAAGUUUGGUUUCAGAUUUACACUGUCAGCCAAGGGUGGAUGCUGGGGAUUUAAUUUAGAAGGUGGAAUGAAUAAAGUCAAGCAUUCAAAAUCCAAAGAUGCCCACCAAUCACAUGCUAAUCAUUCUUAUUUCUGCUCAUCAGUCUUCAACUAUAAUCCACUAGCCUCCUUCCACUUUCGAACUGAUCAGCUGCAGCUCUCCACUGCUGCUCUCAAGGAACUGCAAAUCAUUGAAGAACUACUGAAAAACACUGGUGGAUCAGAAAGAUCCCUUAUACUGAGGAACAGGACCAAAAACUUCUUCAACAGAUUUGGCUCUCAUGCUAAUCAAGGCCCUCUGCACCUUGGGGGAAUCUACUGCUGGAAGGCAAUUUCAGAGGGUUUCAAAAGUGACCAGCUGGAUCAUGUGAAACAGCAGACAGCAGAGGCCUUGGAGAGUUACAUAAAGGAGAGCUACAGUGGCAUUGGAGUUGAAGUUGGGGGAGAGAUGACAGCAUCAGACUCAUAUUCAGUAAGAUCCUACAAAAGUUCAACUAAUCAACAGCUCCAAAUCAAAGUUCAGUUUUCUAUGGCCCAGAUAGGUGGACCACCAGAAGCAAAUGGAAUUGUUCAGUGGAUGCCUGGCCUUCUCACCAGCAACAAAACCUGGUCUGUCAUUGACCGAGAACUUCAGCUGGUGCCCAUUUGGGACAUCAUCCUAUCUAACCACAGAAGCAAUUUUAAGGACCCCUUUCUGGUGGCAAAAUGCCUGGCAGACAAUUACUCUGCUCUGACUGGCCUUGCUGCCUACAUCCAGGCUGGAGAGAAGUUGCUGAGCUCCAUAAAGGAAGCAAAACAUUUCCUGGAUGAUGUGAAAUCCUGGGAGGUCUCUGACCCUGAAGAACAGCUUAAGAACCUGAUAGGUUUCAUGCAAACAUUGGCUCACAAAACAAAAGGUUAUGAUGUUUGGAUUAAUACAUGCCUCACAAAUUUGGAUCUACAGAAUUUUCUCAUAAAAACUGUCAACUUUUACAAAAUCUCUUCCAUUAAAAAAAAUCAGUUUAUUAAAUCUCAGUUCCGCAGCCUUCUAGAACCUCAUGUUUACAAAGUGAAAAACUUUCCUCAGGCAAGUUCAAUCAUGGAGUGGAUCUACCAGACAGAGUCAGAAGAACAGCAAGUCAAAACUGAAUUGUCUAAAUUCUUUAAAAAUUUAAAAGAAAUCCAUAAAUCUCUCAUAGAAGUAAAUGGCAAAUCUGAGUCCCCAGAAACAGUGGAAGAGGCUCAAAGAAAGGCUACACGUGACGUCACCACAGCUCUUGGCUCCUUCUUGCACUAUCUCAGAGAAGCAGAGCAGCCAGACAUGCAGCUGCUGCUGCUCUCCAUUGCCGUUGGCACAGGCUAUCAGCUGGAAAGCAAUGUUUUCCAGCCUCUCCUGGGGUGCGCUGAGUUAAACAUCCUCCUGGAUGAAAUACAAACUGUGCAAUAUAGAUAUCAGGAGCUCAAAACUAUCUGCGUUGACAAGGCACAGGCAUUCCUGGUGCUCAAAGCUUUGACAAGCACAGUUGGGGUUUCAGCCAUUUCUCCAAAAGAAAAAGCACAGCGCUUGACAUUAAUAAGACAGCACAUGGAGCACUUAUUGUCUACUAAAGUUGCACAUGUCCUCACAAAAUUUAGAACAGAUCAUGAUUGGGAGAAUCUAGAGAAUAAUUUGAGAUUACUCAUUGAUGAGAACUAUGGAGACACCAGCUCUUCUUUGCAGAUGGAUGAGGUGAAAAAACAGUUGCAAAGUCUCCUCAAUAAAAAAAAAGAAACUUAUGGACAACAAAAUGAUGAUAACAAUGAUAAGGAGGUGAUAGAAAAAGAACAUUUCCUAGACUUACUCCAGCGUCUAGGCCUGGAACACCACUACCCAAAAAGGAUGAGCAGAGCUGACUUCCAUCUGAUCUAUAAGACUUCUGUAUACAAUACACAGCCAAGAUCUGAACAGGAACUUCCCUUCUAUUUCCUACAAAAGCUACUGAUGCUAGAUUGUGGGUUCAGACAUCUUGUCUUUAAAAAUUCUAGAAAUGCAGAAACUAAAGAUUCUGUAGGUCUGUACUAUGAGAAAUAUGAUACUACUGAUGCAUAUGAAGAGUUGUUUGAUGAUAGAGAUGAACCUACUGAUUCUAUAGCCACUGAGCCCUGGUCCCACAUUCACCCAAUGGACAUCCAGAUGGCCAUUUUUCACUGUGCAGAUGAUCUUGCCAGGCAAUAUAUUCUGUCCAAACUUUCCAUUUGUCAAUUUGCACUCCCCCUUGUGGUACCAAAUCCCAUUACUUCUCAGAUUGAAUUUUCUCUCUGGUCUCUCAGACAAGUUAGGAAAAGCUGGCAAGAGGCAAGUCAAUCACCACAGGACAUGAGCUACAGUCACAGGAAUCAGCAGAUGUGCUGUGUUUCUACCCCCAUUGUGUCCUUCAUUAGAGUUGGAAAUGGCCUCUCUGCUUCCAAAUCUCAGAUCAUGAACUCUCUCCUCAGUAAACGGAAACAUGAUGUAUUUUUUCACAGACACUGCAGAGGAAGCAGCAAACACUGUCUCCUGAUGGAGGGAGUGGUGGAGAUCUGCUGGUUCUGUCCUGGGGACCAAGGUGAGGACAUAUUUGACAACUGUGUGGCCUUCACCAAUCUUCAUGGAGAUGCCAAGGAACACAGGCAACAACUCAGCUUCCUGCAGGAUGUGUCUUCUCUCUUGGUGAUCCUCAUGUCAGCUUCUGAUGACAACAGAGAAAACCAGAAUCUUGUCAGACACCUGUGGCAGUCAUCAAAACCUCUGAUCUGUUUGACUGAUGACAAAGAAAAAUUCACAACUAAUAAUUCUGGCAGAAAGGUGAGAAUUAACAUUAGGAAUAGAAAUAAGGCAGAAUUAGCAGAAGAACUCAUGACUACCAUCCAACAUUUACUAGAAAUCUUUGGUGAUGCUCUCAGCAUAGAAGAUUGUUCAGAGAUCGCUCGAAAGCAAGGAUUCAUAAUUGAUGAAGACCAAAGAGAAUUGAAGGAAACCAAAGAAAAAGCGCAGGCAUAUAGGGAACUGCUGGAGCAAUACAAGUUAUCUAAGAUAAAAGAAAACUUGCUGCCCCUUCAGGGACAACUUUGGCACCAUUGGUGUGAGAAGGACAAAGAACUCUAUCAUCUACAACAAAAAGGGCAACGGAGCAUUGAACAACACAAGAGUGAAAUUGAAAUAGAAAAAGAAAAAAUACGAAGGCAGCAGUUUGAAAAGGCCUUCCCUCUCAAUGAUUUGAUGAAAUCUGUCCUACAAACUCUAGAAGACUCAAAAACUGCCCUUAAACUCUACUUCUUAUACUGGUUAAGUGUGGUUUUGGAAAAUCUAACCAUAAAACAUUUGAAGACUUUACAUGAAAGGCAACUAUUUUUAUGGUCAUUUGCACAGGCAGAAAAGCAAAAGACACAGAAAAGCAGUCAUGUGAGAUUCUGGAAGAAUCAGAUAGAAGCCAUCUCUCUUGAAAUUCUUGACUGCACUUUUGGAAUUGAGCACCUUCUCCGAGAAGUUGCCCAGAUCUAUGAAGCUCUGGAAGACACGUCUUCCUCUAGAAAUAGCCUUUUUCUCUCCCUCCCACAAAUAGCUGCAGACCUGAUGAUAGCUGGUAUUGCUGUUGAGCUGAUGGAUGGGGAUACUUCAUAUGUGCCUCUAAAGUGGGUGGCAGCUGUUUUUGAUAAGAUCUCAGAGAAAAUUGGAGACAAAAGGCUGUUUGUUCUCUCUGUCCUUGGCCUACAAAGCUCAGGGAAGUCUACCCUACUAAAUGCACUCUUUGGGUUAGCCUUCACAGUCAGUGCAGGCAGGUGUACCAAGGGGGCCUACAUGCAGCUCCUGGAGGUGGAUGAGAAAUUCAUAGAAGAACUUGGCUUUGAUUUUGUACUUAUUGUAGACACAGAAGGACUUCGGGCUCCAGAACUCAACAAGGCGUCCCUGAAUUGGGAGAAUAAGUUGGCAACCUUCUUCACUGGCCUUGGAAACUUGACUAUAAUCAAUAUUUUUGGGGAUAAUCCAUCAGAGAUGCAGGGUAUCCUACAAAAUGUUGUCCGAGCCUUUCUUAGAAUCAAACAAGUGAAAGUCUCCCCCCGUUGCAUCUUUGUCCAUCAGAAUGUGGGAGAAGUUACAGCAAAAGAUGAAACUAUGGAAGGAGGAAGGAGACUGGAACAGAGACUGGAUGAAAUGACAGCAUUAGCAGCUGAACAGGAAGAGUGCUCCAACAUAACCUGCUUCAGUAAUGUAAUUAAAUUUGAUGCCAGUAGUCAUGUCUUCUACUUUGCUCACCUCUGGGAUGGCAAUCCUCCAAUGGCCCCUCCCAAUCCUCGAUAUAGCCAUAAUGUCCAGGAACUGAAGACUGAGAUUCUUAGGAUUGCCCAGCAGGAAUCCAGGGGAAGGAUCAUGAAGGUCUCAGAUGUAAAAUUCCAAAUUCAAAAUUUGUGGAAAGCCCUGGUCAGUGAGAACUUCAUUUUCAGUGUCAGGAACACAGAGGUCAUAGCCAUGAGUAAACUGGAAACCAAGUAUAACAACUGGACCUGGGAGCUGAGGAGUCAUGUGCUGGAAUUACAGAAUCAGCUGAACAAUCAGAUUCACAAUGGAAAAAUCCUGACACUCCAACAAAUGCACUGGAGGGCAUUUGUUAACAAGAAAUAUGAAAGCAUCAAGCAAGAAUUUGACAAAUAUUUUGAAGAAGCCCCAGAUAAUAAGACAUUGGUUCAAUGGAAAGCAAAUUUUGAACACAAGCUACUAAUCCUUAAAGAUGCACUUAUUUCAGAUACCAGAAAGAAGGCCAAUCACCUUAUGAGUCUUAAAAAGAGCCAAGAAAGACUAGAUAACCAAAAGUCACAAUAUGAAAAUGAAUUGUUAGAGAGGAACCAAAAGUUGGCUUUAAGUGUGAAGGGUAAAGAUUUAAGUGAUGAAGAGUUAUGUGAGAAAGUCAAUCAAGUUUGGACAAAUUGGAUCUACAAUGUGUCUUCUACUAUACCUCAUAUCACAGAGCCUGACGUUGAUUUAGAUUCUAAAAGCAUUUUUCUAGGGUAUUUCAAAAAGACCAAAAAUAUUGCUGAGAGGCUUAAAAAACAGAAUGGAGAAAUGUUUGACAUCGAUUAUGACAAGUAUGUCCAAAUGAGAAAAAAAAUUGUUGGAUUUUCAAGAAAUUUAGAAUCCUGUCAUAGAGAGUCCAUUAAUAAAACUACUAAUAACAUUUACUUAAGAUUUAGUGAAACAAUUGAAAAUAUUUGGAAGGAUAAGCAUGAUUACAGUCCAAAUGAUUUUUAUAACAUCCUGCAGAUAAUAGAAAAAGAACUGAGCCGGGCGGUGGUGGAGCACGCCUUUAAUCCCAGCACUCAGUAG